CCAGGUGAGCGCCCCGCCCGCUCAGCUGCUAGAUGAACCCCAGGGCUAGGGCCGCCAGGCGGUGCGUUCUGCCUGCGCGGGGCUGAGAGGGGCCGGGGCCGGGGCCAGGGGUCGCGCUGCUAGCCGCCCGCAAAGCAGUCCGGGCCGCAACGCUGCGCCCUCCGCCCUGUUUCUGCACCCGUCUGGGUUCUUGUCUCGCCGUCCGCAAGCCUUCCCGAGCUCAGGGUGGUGAGCCGCGGAGACCCGUGAUAAUUCGUUAACUAAUUCAACAAACGGGACCCUUCUGUGUGCCAGAAACCGCAAGCAGUUGCUAACCCAGUGGGACAGGCGGAUUGGAAGAGCGGGAAGGUCCUGGCCCGGAGUGGUGUGACACUUCCCUCUGUGACCAUGAAGCUCUGGGUGUCUGCAUUGCUGAUGGCCUGGUUUGGUGUCCUGAGCUGUGUGCAGGCCGAAUUCUUCACCUCUAUUGGUCACAUGACUGACCUGAUUUAUGCAGAAAAAGAGCUGGUACAGUCUCUGAAGGAGUACAUCCUUGUGGAGGAAGCCAAGCUUUCCAAGAUUAAGAGCUGGGCCAACAAAAUGGAAGCCUUGACUAGCAAGUCAGCUGCUGAUGCUGAGGGUUACCUGGCCCACCCUGUGAAUGCCUACAAACUGGUGAAGCGGCUAAACACAGACUGGCCUGCGCUGGAGGACCUUGUCCUGCAGGACUCAGCUGCAGGUUUUAUCGCCAACCUCUCUGUGCAGCGGCAGUUCUUCCCCACUGAUGAGGACGAGAUAGGAGCUGCCAAAGCCCUGAUGAGACUUCAGGACACAUACAGGCUGGACCCAGACACAAUUUCCAGAGGGGAACUUCCAGGAACCAAGUACCAGGCAAUGCUGAGUGUGGAUGACUGCUUUGGGAUGGGCCGCUCAGCCUACAAUGAAGGGGAUUAUUAUCAUACGGUGUUGUGGAUGGAGCAGGUGCUAAAGCAGCUUGAUGCUGGGGAGGAGGCCACCACAACCAAGUCCCAGGUGCUGGACUACCUCAGCUAUGCUGUCUUCCAGUUGGGUGAUCUGCACCGUGCCCUGGAGCUCACCCGCCGCCUGCUCUCCCUUGACCCAAGCCAUGAACGAGCUGGAGGGAAUCUGCGGUACUUUGAGCAGUUAUUGGAGGAAGAGAGAGAAAAAAUGUUAUCAAAUCAGACAGAAGCUGAGCUAGCAACCCCAGAAGGCAUCUAUGAGAGGCCUGUGGACUACCUGCCUGAGAGGGAUGUUUACGAGAGCCUCUGUCGUGGGGAGGGUGUCAAACUGACACCCCGGAGACAGAAGAGGCUUUUCUGUAGGUACCACCAUGGCAACAGGGCCCCACAGCUGCUCAUCGCCCCCUUCAAAGAGGAGGAUGAGUGGGACAGCCCACACAUCGUCAGGUACUACGAUGUCAUGUCUGAUGAGGAAAUCGAGAGGAUCAAGGAGAUCGCAAAACCUAAACUUGCACGAGCCACUGUUCGUGAUCCCAAGACAGGAGUCCUCACUGUUGCCAGCUAUCGGGUUUCCAAAAGCUCCUGGCUAGAGGAAGAUGAUGACCCUGUUGUGGCCCGAGUAAAUCGUCGGAUGCAGCACAUCACAGGGUUAACAGUAAAGACUGCAGAAUUGUUACAGGUUGCAAAUUAUGGAGUGGGAGGACAAUAUGAACCACACUUUGACUUCUCUAGGAAUGAUGAGCGACAUACUUUCAAGCAUUUAGGGACGGGGAAUCGUGUGGCCACUUUCUUAAACUACAUGAGUGAUGUAGAAGCUGGUGGUGCCACCGUCUUCCCUGAUCUGGGGGCUGCAAUUUGGCCUAAGAAGGGUACAGCUGUAUUCUGGUACAACCUCUUGCGGAGCGGGGAAGGUGACUACCGAACAAGACACGCUGCCUGCCCUGUGCUUGUGGGCUGCAAGUGGGUCUCCAAUAAGUGGUUCCAUGAACGAGGACAGGAGUUCUUGAGACCUUGUGGAUUAACAGAAGUUGACUGACAUCCUUUUCUGUCCUUCCCCUUCCUGGUCCUGCAGCCCAUGUCAUCUUCAAGUUCAAUGUGACAGACACCUUUGUAUGUUCCAGUUUCUAUCAGGCUGGUUUUUGGAGAAAUGAAUGUUUGUCUGGAGCAGAGGGAGACCAUAUUAGGGCGAGUCCUGUGUGACUGAAGUCCCAGCCCUUCCGUUCAGCCUGUGCCAUCCCUGGCCCCAAGACCAGGAUCAAAGUGGCUGCAGCAGAGUUAGCUGUCUAGCGCCUAGCAAGGUGCCUUUGUACCUCAGGUGUUUUAGGUGUGAGAUGUUUCAGUGAACCAAAGUUCUGAUACCUUGUUUACAUGUUUGUUUUUAUGGCAUUUCUAUCUAUUGUGGCUUUAACCAAAAAAUAAAAUGUCCCUGCGAGAAGCCUUAAA
Molecule: messenger RNA, 2402 nt
Organism: Rhinopithecus roxellana (golden snub-nosed monkey)
Lineage: Eukaryota; Metazoa; Chordata; Mammalia; Primates; Cercopithecidae
Gene: P4HA2
Product: prolyl 4-hydroxylase subunit alpha 2
Exons: 16
Coding region: 388-1995 (535 amino acids)
Biological process (GO): peptidyl-proline hydroxylation to 4-hydroxy-L-proline
Cellular component (GO): endoplasmic reticulum
Molecular function (GO): protein binding; procollagen-proline 4-dioxygenase activity; iron ion binding
Source: RefSeq, a predicted model, not a curated record